CUAUUUUUUUCCUAUAUAUCGUCAGUCGUCGACGCGUUUAAUACACACGGCCUACGUUUCCAUAAUCUAACCUCACUUGAAUUUGCGAUGUGGCACUUAGCAUUUUAACAUAUUUCACACUUUGGUUAGCGGAAGAUCGAUUUAAUUCGAGUGAAAUAAUGAUUAUAGCAUAGUGUUUCAGUGACUAACGCGCUAGAAUCAAAAAGGAGGAGCUUUUCAACGGAUAUGAAUGUACAUACUUAGCGAAUAAAAAAAAAUGAGAGUGUCAUUAUUACUGAUCUUUCGAAUUUUAUACUUUUUCGAUGUAUACGGUGUCACAAAUGCUUGGGACAAUGACGAAUUGGAAGUAUUCGACGUUGUCGAGGAGGUCAAUCAAAAUUUCUACGAAGUGCUUGGUGUCCCGCAGGUCGCAAAUGCUUCGGAAAUUAAGAAAGCUUUCAGACGAUUGUCACUGCAGUUGCAUCCAGAUAAAAAUUCUGCAGAAGAUGCAGAGCAACAGUUUAGGAAAUUAGUCGCUGUUUAUGAUAUUCUGAAAGAUCCUGCGAAACGUCAGCGAUACGACAAUGUUCUAGUUAAUGGAUUGCCAAACUGGCGAUCAGCCGUGUAUUAUUACCGCCAUGUGCGGAAAAUGGGACUUGUAGAAUUAGGAAUAAUUUUAUUUUUACUGAUUACCAUCGGACAAUAUGUAGUUGCGUGGGCCGCAUAUUUCGAGAAAAGAUAUACAUAUGAACAAGUUUUGGGCAGUAAACUUCAGAAAAUGCAAAAAAAGAAUAAGAAAGGGAAGAUGGAUGUGCCGGAUUUGGCAGACAUUUUGGAGAAAAUUCCUACACCAACUAUUUGGAACACUCUCCCAUUUCAAUUUCCAAGAUGGAUAAUAGCUUUUACGCUGUCCAUACCUGAUAUCGUGCGUGUAAUGAAUACUAUACUGGAAGAAAGAAAACGUAGGAAAAAGCAAAAAGAAGAAGAAGCAUUAAUGCAAGAAAACGAACAACCAGAACCAGAAUUCACAUCUCGUACGAGGAGACGCAGAACUGGUUUCACUCCGCAAGAAAGAAGCGGUAAUGGCGUUAAAGAAGUAUUUAAGAAAGACCAAACAAAUCACGUUUAUCAGAAACCUGCUAUUUCUGGGGGAUUAUGGACUGAUGAUGACAUAUUAGAAUUAAUAAAACUUGUGAAGAAGUAUCCCAGUGGUACAUCAGAGAGGUGGGAUAAAAUUGCAGACGCGAUGAACCGUACAGUUACCGAAGUUACGCAUAUGGCGAAAAAGAUAAAAGACGAAGGAUUAAAACCCGGUUCGCCUACAGAGGAGACUGUUAUAGAAGAACGUUCAAAAAAGAUAAAGACUCGUGCCGAGAAUGUAGAAGGCAUUAGCGAAUGGAGUCAAGAACAACAAAGAGCUCUAGAAGCGGCUCUUAUAAAAUAUCCUAAAGGCACAUCAAUAGAUAGAUGGGAGAAAAUCGCAAAAUGCGUUGAAGGAAAGAGCAAGGAUGAAUGUCAAGCAAGGUAUAGACAAUUGGUGGAAUUAGUAAAAAAGAAACAACAUACUCAAUAGCCUGCCAUGUACAAGAUGUUCCUUCGACAAAAAGUAUAGUCCAAUACCAAUCAAGUCCAAAAAAGAAAAAUGAAAGAAAAACAUAAUUUUCGAUCUUAAGAUGAUACAUAUUUCACAGCUGUUGUACAAGCUUUACAAAGUGAAUUAAAGAUUUCUUAAAAGUA
Messenger RNA from Bombus pyrosoma, 1716 nucleotides. RefSeq names its product dnaJ homolog subfamily C member 1-like. Lineage: Eukaryota; Metazoa; Arthropoda; Insecta; Hymenoptera; Apidae. Gene Ontology annotation, cellular component: endomembrane system. The transcript is spliced from 7 exons. The coding region runs from base 257 to 1552 and encodes 431 amino acids. The record is from RefSeq and is a predicted model, not a curated record.